CGUCGUCGAUUUCUCACUGGUAUGUCGUCGAUCUCUCACCGUCAUCACAAAAGAAUGACUGCUUUCGGACAGACUACUUGGGGCUUGCGGGAGAUUGCGAGGCCCACGUUGGGUGGGCCAGUGAAGGCUAGGGUUGUUUCCCUAAGGCUGUGAAUUUCUGGAUUGGGAAUGAGCUAUCGGCGACCUCGUUCCAUAAGGAUCACUACGAAAUAUUUCUUGGGCUGUAGGCACUUGAUUGAGCUACGCAGAGCAUGUUACAACAAUGAGCUUUUUGCUCCUUUGGAUAACAUCCCCUCUUCUACAACAAGCAUAGAAAGAGCGCGAAUUGAGGAACCGGAGAAUGGAUUUGGGCAGUCAUAUGGCCCAGAACAUGUUUCUAAUAUCAACAACUCUGACCAACAAAAUGACGAGAUGUUGUAUUCAUCAAACCAAGUUCUUGAUGCAUCGGGUGAGUCAAUUCCUUUGAUGUUGGAUGACAUUGAAAAGGAUAUUCCCCUCAACUCUGCAAAGAGACUGAUGGAAUCCAAAUGGAUUUCAUGACUCCGGAGGUUGAUAGGAUGUAGACGAGCAUGCACAUGAAAUGGAAAUGAUGGAAAAUCUUCCUAAUUAUGACAACUGUGUUGGUCUUUCAUUUUGGAGAUUCGCAACCAAAAGCAUGUUUUGGG
Molecule: messenger RNA, 665 nt
Organism: Rhododendron vialii
Lineage: Eukaryota; Viridiplantae; Streptophyta; Magnoliopsida; Ericales; Ericaceae
Exons: 6
Coding region: 169-540 (123 amino acids)
Source: RefSeq, a predicted model, not a curated record